Molecule: messenger RNA, 4683 nt
Organism: Uranotaenia lowii
Lineage: Eukaryota; Metazoa; Arthropoda; Insecta; Diptera; Culicidae
Exons: 7
Coding region: 1-4683 (1560 amino acids)
Biological process (GO): DNA integration; proteolysis
Molecular function (GO): nucleic acid binding; zinc ion binding; aspartic-type endopeptidase activity
Source: RefSeq, a predicted model, not a curated record
AUGGGCGAAAUACAGUUCAGUGGAUGGGAUGACGAUCAACGGAUGACUGGCCAAAAAGAGGAAAUCGAGAGGUCUCUUUCUUUUGGUCUCGACGGUCAAGGGAUUCGCCUCGUGUCGAAAGGUCGAAUCGAGCAGAACGAAAAGUUAGUGAGCCACCAGCCCGAAUUCACAGCUCAAAGCCAACCGGAGGGUGAAUCCAGGGGCAAUCUUUGGAUUGCGAAGCGAUUGUUCGCUAUGGCCGAAGGAAUGGAAUGGUUCCAUCAACAACAUCAUCAUCAUCAUCGGACGAGGACGGGCGACAGUAACCCAUCAUCUCCACGAUCAAUCGUUCAACAUCUCAAGCAUCAUUGCCAAAAACUUUGGCCCAAAACUUGUUUGCUGUGUGGGGGGCUUUCACAGCCUCCUUGCAAUAGCAAUAAAAAACGAAACCAUUCCAAACUGAGCGAAGCAGGAAAUCAUCAUCAACGAUUCAAGUGUGCCGGAUUCCCGUUUUUUCUCCUGACCGCCAAAAAACAAAACAGCGAAUACAAGAAAACCCUGGCAAUAGAAAAUCGAAUCAUCUCCUCCCAGAUCGGCAUUCCGGGGGAAAUGGCAUUAAUCCUACAGGUGGAAAACUCAAGAGCGCUGCCGCCGUUUCGCUGUGAGGAAAUUGAACGCGGUCAGUUAGCUAGAGAAUGGAGAAGUUGGCGCUCGUCUCUAGAAGUUUACUUUGAAGCGUAUGGUAUCACGGACCAAAGCAAGAUGAGAGCAAAUUUGUUGCACCUGGGUGGAAGCCAACUGCAACGCGUAUAUAAUAGUUUGCCCGAUGUGGAUAAAAUAUCUUUGGUAGCAACAAAGCCUAAUUUCUAUGAUACGGCUGUCAACAAGUUGCAAGAAUAUUUUGAACCAGGACGACAAUGUGUACUUGGUAGGCGUAGGCUGCGUACAAUUACUCAGGAGAAAAAUGAACGUUUUGCUCAUUUUUUGUUACGUUUGAGGCAGCAGCUACCAGAUUGCGGUUUAGACCAGUAUUCGUUAGAGGUGCAGGAAGUCUUGACUGAAAUCUUAUUAAUUGAUGCCAUUAUCGAGGGUUGUUCUUCUGACGAGCUUCGUAGAAGAAUAUUACAGAAAGACAGAGCAUUAGUCGAAAUCGAAGAAAUUGGUAGUAUGCUUGAAAACGUGGAGCAACAAGUCAAGGAUUUUGGACAAAUGAGUUCAGAGAAGCAACCGGAGAAGGUUUUCCAAGUUGAGGCGAAACAGUUUAAAAAUUCGACACCUUUUAACUCGCGGAACGCAAAUUGGCAACGUGGAGCUAAAUGUUUUAACUGCGGUGUACAAGGACACAUAAGCUCUUCGGUGAACUGCAAAGCGCGUAACCAGAAAUGUCGACGGUGUGAUGUGGUAGGGCAUUUUGAAUCCGUCUGCCGAGAACGUAAGCGAAGCAACUCAGAUUGGAAACCAAAUAAGAUUAAGCGAGUACGAAUGUUGGAACAACCGGAACCGGAAAUUCCCGAGACGGGUAGAGGCAAGGAAGUUCGCUAUAUGGAACAGAAAGGAAAUGACAACGAGGAAUCUAAUAAACGUUUUUAUUGUUUCCAUCUGGGUAAUGAUAGCAACGUUCUUGACUGCAAAAUAGGGGGCGUCGUUAUAAGAAUGCUAGUCGAUUCGGGAUCCGAUAUCAAUCUUAUUGAUCAAGGUACAUGGGAAUUUAUGAAAUGUCAACAAGUUAAGGUUGAAGAAAUGAUAAAAGGUUGCAAGCAAGUUGUCAAAGCUUAUGGUCAAGACAAGCCUCUACCGAUUUUGGGAACGUUUAAAGGAUUCAUAGAAAUUGGAACAAAAUCCACAUAUGCUUCGUUUUCCGUGGUUGAAGGUGGUCAACGUUGUCUUCUAGGCGACGCAACUGCCAAGCAGUUGGGCGUUUUGAAAGUGGGCGUGGAUGUCAACCAAUUAGAUUCAAAACCGGUAUUUGCCAAAAUUAAAGAUAUCCAAGUCAACAUCCAUAUGGAUCCAUCAAUGAAACCCGUUUUUCAACCAGUACGGCGAAUACCGAUUCCGUAUGAAGAAGCCGUCAAUCGAAAAUUGAACCAACUGUUAGAGAACGACAUUAUUGAGGUGAAAAAGGGUCCAGCUUCGUGGGUUUCGCCGUUAGUCGUUGUUGGUAAAGCCAACGGUGAACCUCGAGUAUGUUUGGACUUGAGACGAGUUAACGAAGCAGUUAUGCGGGAAAGAUAUCCCAUGCCGAUGGUUGAUGAGAUUUUGGCACGUAUUGGUAAAGGCGCAGUGCGAAGUCGAUUGGAUAUACGUGAGGCUUUCCUUCAGACAGAACUGGCUCCCGAUUCACGGGAUAUUACGACAUUUAUUACUAGUCGUGGAUUGUUUAGGUUCAAACGAUUACCUUUCGGAUUGGUUUCCGCACCAGAAAUAUUCCAACGAGUAAUGGAAGAAAUACUCGCUGGGUGUGAAGGAACCGUUGUGUACCUUGAUGAUAUUUACAUAGAAGGGAAAACCCGCGAAGAACAUGAUCGGCGUCUGAAAAUAGUAUUGCAUCGGCUGAAUGAACGAGGAGUGGCUUUGAACAAGGAAAAAUGUGUCAUAGGUCAACCAGAGGUACUAUUUUUAGGGCACGUAAUUUCAGCUGAGGGUAUUCGACCGUCUCCUUCGAAAGUAGAAUCUCUACUUUCCUUCCGUGCACCGGUUAACGUCAAUGAGGUUAAAAGUUUUCUAGGUUUAGCCAAUUAUCUGAACAAGUAUAUUCAUAAUCUAGCUGACCUAGAUGAACCUCUUAGACGACUGACGCAAACUGAGGUAAAGUUCGAGUGGAAAGAUGAACAACAAACGUCGUUCGAGAACAUCAAAAAGGCUCUGGCGAAUACUCCUCAACUAGGCUAUUUUAAUGUUAAACAUCAAACCUCAGUCAUAGUAGAUGCCAGCCCUACAGCGUUAGGUGCGGUUUUAGUUCAGACAAGUAACAACGAGAACAGAGUAGUGUGUUAUGCAUCUAAAUCUUUAACCGACACCGAAAAACGGUACUGCCAGACAGAAAAGGAGGCAUUAGCCGCAGUUUGGGCCGUUGAGCGGUUCCAAAUGUAUUUACUUGGACUAAAAUUAGACCUCGUAACAGACUGCAAAGCGUUGCAAUAUCUUUUCAUACCACGAUCAAAACCGUGUGCACGUAUAGAACGUUGGGUACUGCGAUUGCAGGGGUUUACUUACAGCGUAAAACAUAUCGCUGGACCUAAAAACAUCGCAGACGUCCUAUCGCGCUUAACCACCUUGGAACCAAAGCCUUUCGACCACUCAGAAGAACUGUUCGUGCAAGAAAUUGCUGCAGCCGCAGCCACAAAUGCUGCUCUUAGAUGGGAAGAGGUCGAGCAAGUUUCAGCGCAGGAUGACGACAUAAAACAAGUAUUAGAUGCUCUUAGAAACGAUAAAGUACACGAACUUCCAGUUUGCCUUAGGACUGUGGCUAAUGAAUUAUGCCAAGUUGGGAAUAUUCUUAUGAGAGGGGAUCGUAUUGUUGUACCAAGCAGUCUGCGUCAAAGAGUUCUGACCAUAGCUCACGAAGGACACCCAGGAGUUAGAAUGAUGAAAAGCCAUUUACGGGCAUCCGUUUGGUGGCCUAAAUUGGAUCAGGAUGUGGAAAAUUAUGUCAAACGGUGCAGAGGCUGUGCUCUAGUUGCCGCUCCAAAUCCACCUGAACCCAUGAGUCGUCGUGAUUUACCGUCUGGUCCUUGGGAAGACUUAGCUAUUGAUUUCCUAGGCCCAUUACCAGAAGGACAGUAUCUGUUUGUCGUCGUCGAUUUUUACAGCAGAUACUUUGAGGUAUGUGAAAUGAAAACCAUUUCAGCAGAGAGUACAAUUCAAGAACUUACAACAAUGUUCAGCCGCUUUGGUGUUCCUUUGACUUUGACAGCAGAUAACGCUCCUCAACUAUCUAAAGACUGCGAAGAAUUUGCACGGUUCUGUUCUGAUUACGGUAUAAAAUUAGUCAAUACCAUUCCAUAUUGGCCCCAAAUGAACGGGGAAGUCGAACGGCAAAACCGUACAAUCCUAAAAAGAUUAAAAAUAGCUCAAGAGUUAGGGCAAAACUGGCGAAAUGAAUUGCAAAAGUUUCUUUUAACGUAUCGAUCCUCUACUCACACCACAACGGGUCGAUCUCCGGCAGAGUUGAUGUUCGGGCACAGAAUACGGACCAAGCUUCCGCAAAUCUCUACUUCGACUGUAGAAGAUGAAGCCAUGCGUGAUUUUGACAGAGUCAACAAGGAAAAGGGUAAGCAGUAUAGUGACAACAGAAGAGGUGCUCAAGAAAGUGGCAUAAAAGAGGGGGAUCUAGUUCUUAUGAAACGUGCGAAAAAGGACAACAAGUUGAGUACUGAAUAUGUCAACGAACCCUUUGUAGUGAAAAGCAAAGUCGGAGCAGACACGAACAUCGAGUCCGUGGAAACCGGUAGAAAAUUUCGUAGGAAUGCGGCUCAUUUGAAGAAGUUGAUGGAUACCACCGAAGUAGUCAACGAAAGAGACAGGCAUAAUGAACGGGAUCCUCUAGAACUACCACAGUGUAGUACGUUCUUGUCGGGCACUGUCGAUCAUCGAGUGGCAGAUACACAACAGGAUUCAGAACAAGCAGAGCCGUCUAAAGGACGGAAACGCAAGGAGCCUUCGUGGUUUGAUGAUUACGUGACACACUUCAUCAAGAAAGGUUAA